Alligator sinensis (Chinese alligator) is the source of this 1764-nucleotide messenger RNA. RefSeq names its product trypsin-like. The coding region runs from base 830 to 1567 and encodes 245 amino acids. The record is from RefSeq and is a predicted model, not a curated record. Gene Ontology annotation, molecular function: serine-type endopeptidase activity. Lineage: Eukaryota; Metazoa; Chordata; Crocodylia; Alligatoridae. Gene Ontology annotation, biological process: proteolysis. The transcript has 6 exons.
AGGUUGGGAACCUGGAUGCCUGGAUUCCUUGCUGUGCUUGGAAGCUAUUUAUCAUCGUCUCCACUCAUGAGUCACUGUUCUUUCUGGCACCUGCAGGUUCCCUCCCAUCUUGUGUCCUGUGUCCCGGCCUGGGCAGAGAGCCACGUGCCUUCCCAGCUGCACAUGGCCCUAGGAUGCUGACACAGUAGGAGGAGCACGUGGGCGAUGAACCAGCCUGAAGCUCUGCAGGGUGUUGUCUCACGUCUUGUCCCCAGGGAUUAUCUAGGAGCAAGGCCUCCUCUCCUGCCAGCGUUCCCCUUCGGGGCUCUUGGCUCUGCCCUGCCGGCUUCCUUUGCCCCUUCCCCCACACCAGAGUGACUCUAAUGGCCUCCCCUCUCCCACCCUGGGUGGUCUUAAUGGACCCCCUGCCUUCUACCCUAGGAGGAAUCUUAAUGUCCCAAGGUACUGCCCUGGGUGACCUUAGCUCUGCCCUUCUAGCAGAAGUAAGGCCGCAGUCCUUCUCCCCCGCACAGCCAUAACUCUGCCCUCACUCACCCGUGUCAACACCACUUGCACAUCUCUGCCCUCCGCCCACUCCUGGCUAACCCUUUAUCCAACUCCACCCAGACCCAAUUACGUUCACACAUUUCUUUGCCCUGACUUACCCAUGAUUCUCCAGGCCACUGGGUGAGGCAGAGAAGGGACGCUGCCACCCUCUUGGGCUUUGGAUCUUAAGAGUCGACCAGAUGUCGGGAGAUGGGCAUGAGCUGAUGACCUUGGUGUGAACCUCCAGGAGCUCAGACCAAUCCCUCCUGUUAUAGAGCAAGGCAUCUGUACCUGUGCUGGUGCCAUGGAGCUGCUGGGCCUCAUCCUGCUGCUGGCAUCUGCAGCCGCAGAUCAGGACAGUGUAGACCGGAUCAUCAAUGGGUACCCCUGCGUCCUCAACUCCCGGCCCUGGCAGGCCUAUGUCACUGGCAUUGUGAGCUGUGGCGGGACCCUGGUGAGCCCGUCCUGGGUGCUGACGGCUGCACACUGCAAUGUGGGGGAGCUGACUGUGGUCCUGGGGAAGUACAGGCUGCGGCAGUCGGGGGCCAUGGAGCAGAAGUUCAACGUGACCCGCGUGGUCCCCCACCCCUGCUACAACAAGAAGACCCUGGACAAUGACAUCAUGUUGCUGCAGCUGUCAGGCCCUGUGGCCCGCAGCAAGCGUGUGUGGCCCGUGACCCUGCCCCGGAGCUGCCCGAACCCCGGGGAGUCCUGCAUCGUGUCUGGCUGGGGCACCACACGCAGCCCUGGAGUCAGGUUUCCCACGGUCCUGCACUGUGCCGAGAUCCAGAUCCUGCCCAACAGGAGCUGUCACGAGUCCUACCCCCAGCUCUUCACUAGCAACAUGAUCUGUGCCGGCAUGCCGGGACGUCGCAUUGACUCCUGCCAGGGUGACUCAGGAGGCCCCCUCACAUGUGACGACGUCCUUCAGGGCAUCGUAUCCUGGGGCCCGAUGGUGUGCGGGCAGCCCCAACACCCCGGGGUCUACACCCGGGUCUGCAAUUACCUACCCUGGAUCCGGAGCAUCAUUGGGAAUAACUAGCAUUAAAUCCACAACUCCCUUGCCUCCACUGCCCUGACGGUGCCCCUCACGCCUGACUGCAGCCCCCUCACCUUGGUUUCCUCCUGACCUGCAGACCUCUACCCUGCCCCCCACCAAAAACUUCCUGCCUCUGAGAUCCAGUCCUUUCUCGCUGAAUCCCUUCGAUCUCUCAUUGCCUUGGGAAUAAAAGGUUAGAU